AUGGCCUCCGACUCAGGCACACCCCCUCCUCCACGGGAGCCGACCCCGAGCGGCUCCCUCUCUGCUUCAACUGCCAUUCCCUUGAAGCGACCUGCUCUCGAAGAAGACUUUACUCCUUCGGUCCCUUCGCCACUCAAUCCCGACGUUAGAUCUACACCAAAACCUCAAGGCGCCGACGAAAUGCCAGCGAAACGCAACAAGAAGGAGUCACUGAAGAAGCGCGAAUCGAAGGGUGCCUUCGGCGGCGACAGCAACCGCGGCACGCCGGACCCCAAGCAUCGCGAACCUAAGCAGUCCGACUACAGUCCGAUGCGCUACAAGCUGGCGCCUCCCAAGCCUUCCGACUUUGAACCUGCUCGUGGAGCCAGCUUCAAUCCCCACCACAACUUCCCUGCCUUGGACGGAACCGAGAUUCAGUUCUGCGAAACCUCGGAGCAUGUUCACAACAAGAAAAGCUACCACUACACUCACUGUAUCGCCGAUCCCGGUUUCCCUUCGUCAUUAUACUACCGUGGUACCGAGGCAGAGCCCACCGGACCUCAUCUCAGCUUCGAGGACAGCGCAACCCACCUGUUCUUUGAUCGGACGGGCCUCCAUAUCACGACGAACAAGGGCUUUCGCAUGACGCGUGCCAAUGUCGCUAUCCGAGAGGGGCGAUUCUACUGGGAGACUAAAAUUACGAGAGGAAUUGUCGACAACAAGAGCGGAGACGAGAAGCCCGAGUCGCAUGGCCACGUGCGCAUGGGUUUCGCGAGAAGAGAGGCGACGUUGGAUGCGCCAGUUGGGUUCGAUGCCUACAGUUAUGGUUUCCGUGACGUUGGCGGCGAGAAGGUGUACAUGUCGCGACCCAAACCCUUCUUCCCCGAAGGAGAGGGCAUCCGUGAAGGCGAUGUCAUCGGCCUGGAGAUCCAGCUACCUUCGGAACGCUUGCAGCGCAAGGUCCUUGCUGGCCAGUACAACCCGGCCGUUGAUACCGGCUUAGACGAUGACAGCACGAACUUUGAUGCGCCAAACAUUGUUCGCGAUCGUAUUCCCAUCCGCUUCAAGUCGCACAUAUACUUUGAGAAGAUUGACUACCACACAACCAAGGAGCUGGAGGACCUCAUGAACCCCUCGCCAGUCUCCUCCGGCCCUGCCAACUCGAUCGAGGCGCCUAACCCUAAUCACCCGGUCCCAGCCCUCCGCACACUUCCAGGCUCCUUCAUCAAGGUGUACAAGAACGGCGUUCUGAUGGGCACCCCGUUCACCGACCUCCUCGCCUUCCUCCCCCCGGCCUCCAAACCGCAGGGCCAAAUCGGUGCUCGCGAGGGCCUUGACAACGGCAUGCUCGGCUACUAUCCCGCUGUGAGCGUCUACAGGGGCGGUGCUGCUGAGGUCAACUUCGGCCCUGACUUCUGGUUCCCACCUCCCGGACUGGAAGAGAGUCCCGACAAUGAGGUCUCCAUGAUCGACGCUGGACAGGAAGAGCCCAAGAAGCCGUCGGAGCCCGCGUACCCUAGCUUGGAUCAGGUCCGGCCCAUGUCGGAGCGAUAUACGGAGCAAAUUGUUGAGGAUAUUGUCUACGACAUCAUUGACGAGGUCGACUUCUGGAUCCAGGAUGGCUGCAAGGUCAUUGAUCGAUUCGGUCAGGGCGAGAAGGCCGGCCAGACGGGUAGUCUUGCGGCUGGUGGACGUGAGGAGAUUAAGGAGUUGGUCCAGGACGACUGA
Colletotrichum orchidophilum is the source of this 1707-nucleotide messenger RNA. RefSeq names its product SPRY domain-containing protein. The transcript is spliced from 2 exons. NCBI's taxonomy places the organism in Eukaryota, Fungi, Ascomycota, Sordariomycetes, Glomerellales, Glomerellaceae. Bases 1 to 1707 code for a protein of 568 amino acids. The record is from RefSeq and is a predicted model, not a curated record. Gene Ontology annotation, cellular component: Set1C/COMPASS complex. Gene Ontology annotation, molecular function: transcription cis-regulatory region binding; protein binding.